UUUUCUCGGAGCCUCUUUAGAGCGCGAGUACAAUUUUGUUGUCUAGUGCUUCCAUAUUGAGCAUUGGUUUGUUUGUUGUGAUCAGUAGUGAGGAAAAAAUUAUUUCACGUCAGCAUGUACAAAGUUGACUCUUGGUCUCACAACAAAGCUGAUUUGAAGAAGUGUGAUAUGGUAAAACAAUUUCCCUGACAAGAAACGGUUCAAUAGUUUGCCUGAAUAAGUGCAUCAUUAGUUCCUUUCCAAUGAUCUUGAUCAUUUGAUGUCUUUUAAUGGUCUUUUGAGGCUGGCUUCGAGAAGCUUUUCAGCCAUCAAGAUUCAAAAGAAUCUCACUAGAAAAGCGCAAAUUCCCAAUGCGGUAAUUCAGGUUGCCGAUUUUGAGGUGACCAAACUCAACCGGGAAAUCGAUCCCCCAGCGUUAGACACCUUUGCGCUUUUCUGCAUCUCAUUUCACAUCUUGCAUACACUGGGCCACGUAAAAGUGCAUAGAUAAAUUUGUUCGUAACCCAGACACGCUCGAAAUCUUGCAGUUGUACACCAACCCUUUACAAGUGGCAUGCAAAGUUCAUGAACUCAGAGUAAACAGAGCUUUCUUAUGAAGAUGAGGAAAAUCCAGAUGUGUACUUUGG
Messenger RNA from Hansenula anomala, 626 nucleotides. RefSeq lists its product as uncharacterized. The record is from RefSeq and is a predicted model, not a curated record. NCBI's taxonomy places the organism in Eukaryota, Fungi, Ascomycota, Saccharomycetes, Phaffomycetales, Wickerhamomycetaceae. The transcript has a single exon. The annotation marks the transcript as partial.